This is a messenger RNA of Cornus florida, 327 nucleotides long. RefSeq lists its product as uncharacterized. The record is from RefSeq and is a predicted model, not a curated record. Gene Ontology annotation, molecular function: nucleic acid binding; RNA-DNA hybrid ribonuclease activity. Bases 1 to 327 code for a protein of 108 amino acids. NCBI's taxonomy places the organism in Eukaryota, Viridiplantae, Streptophyta, Magnoliopsida, Cornales, Cornaceae. The transcript has a single exon.
AUGGCCGAGGGUCUGGUUUUUCGAGAGGCUCUUGUUCAGCUACGCUAUUGGGGUUAUCAUAAAGUGAUUGUGGAAGGUGAUUAUCAGUCUGUUAUGAGGUUGGUUGCUUCGGUUGAUGCUUUUCAUGUAAUUUUCAGCGAUAUUCUCCUUCUGCUUAAAGACUGUGUUGGUUCGUCCUUAGCAUGGAUUCCUCAUGAAGGAAAUUUGGUUGCUCACUUGUUGAGCAAACAUGCUUUUAAAGCCGCUUGUGGCUAUUUAGAGUGGAGUACAUGGCCUUCAUGGUUGUUAAAUGCUCUGUUUUCCGAUUAUGUAUCUUCUUCUUUUUAA